UUUCUCACGUUUUGAUGCUGUGCUAAAUGACAACAAAGAAAAUGUCGGAAGCUCGGCGGGCAGACUUUCACCACAUCCACGACGCCUGGAUCGAGGCUACCAACGUCUACCUCGCCGUUAUCCUCAUCAGUAUCGGGCUGUUCUUGUACGUCAAAAAGCACUUUAAAAGGCCAAUGAUCCGAGUGUUUCCGAGCUCAGGACAAGACUCUGUCUCUGCUGUAGACAGGCGCAAAAGAGCUGAUGACGACUUCAAAAAUGUACGACUGAGGCAACAGCUGGAACACUGGUACAUCGCAAGGAAAUGGGAGCAAGGUCAGGAGAGGUCAGCAUCCUUGGAAAAGUCCUCAACAGUUCCCCCAUCAACAGUUGUUAGCAUUGAGGAUAGAUGAUGAUUAGGCAGCAUCUAUGAGGACAAAAAGUGUUUUACCUCGGGUUGGUGGAUGGUGGAAAAAGCAGUCGAGUCUGACAUCCCAACUCUGCAUGUGAGCCAUUCCAACAACAGACUGUUGACUGAUUACAGGCCAGUCUACUCAACCUGGAGUUUCAGGCUGAUACAGUACUUUUGCCCCAUGUCGCUGUUGUUAUUAAGAUUGCUCCACUUUUUUGUUAUCAAAAAAGGAGCAAGUAUUUUUGAACACGGUAGAAAGGUCAAGUGGAUUUUGUCUUUUAUUUAUCUCAGAAUCAUCACCUAUUACUAUUCAUGUACUGUCCCAUAUGUACUUGCACUUGCAAAUACCUGUAAAGUCUAAGUAUUCCACUAAAUGAGACCAUUGCAAGGCUAUCACUACCUUAAUAGCCACUGCAUUUUAUAAGUAUGACUGGAGAGGGACAAAGAGAUUACUCUUCACUUUAGCUACUGAAACAAAAAAGAAAAGUGCAAUAACAUCUGUUUCAUACUUAUCUACAACAAUAAAUGAUAUAGAAAUGUUAGUUUCCUGUUUUCUAUUGAAGAAUUUGCUUAUGAUUUUUCCUUGACACAGUAUUUCUGCCACUGGAGUGACCAUCAGUGAAAUGACGUGUUUUGCCUGGGAAGGCCUGGCCUCAUACAGGGGUCAUUCUCUCUCUCUCUCUC
Molecule: messenger RNA, 1072 nt
Organism: Branchiostoma belcheri (Belcher's lancelet)
Lineage: Eukaryota; Metazoa; Chordata; Leptocardii; Amphioxiformes; Branchiostomatidae
Product: small integral membrane protein 19-like
Exons: 3
Coding region: 27-389 (120 amino acids)
Source: RefSeq, a predicted model, not a curated record